Cyprinodon variegatus (sheepshead minnow) is the source of this 1713-nucleotide messenger RNA. RefSeq names its product lipid phosphate phosphohydrolase 1-like. The transcript has 6 exons. The coding region runs from base 338 to 1189 and encodes 283 amino acids. The record is from RefSeq and is a predicted model, not a curated record. Lineage: Eukaryota; Metazoa; Chordata; Actinopteri; Cyprinodontiformes; Cyprinodontidae. Gene Ontology annotation, molecular function: phosphatidate phosphatase activity. Gene Ontology annotation, biological process: phospholipid metabolic process; signal transduction; phospholipid dephosphorylation.
CAGCGCUAUGGGACGAGUUGGAUAAUGAGUGAUCUGCUGACUGGUUGGGAUUUUCUGAUGAGCUGAAAGGAUCCCGCUGAGUUAUGAUGGUCUAUGAGCGGCAGGUAUGGAGGCUGAGCGGCUCUUCGCCUUUCUGGGGAUGCUUUAGUUUUAAUUUCACUCCCUUUAAUUCUCAGAUAACAUGUUAAAGACCCAUUUUUCCCUCCUGACGUGGUAGAUGUUCCGCAACUCGGGCGCAGAGACAAUGACAGCGCUGUGUUUUAACCGUGCGCUGGAAUAGAGACUGAAAACCUGAAAACAGCAGCAGGAAAGUUUCCCCUGAAGACAGGAACCCAAAAUGUUUGAAGCCUCAGGAAUCCCACUCAUCUUCCUAGAUGUUAUUUGCAUCAUCCUCGUUGGUCUGCCGUUUUUCAUUCUUACGCCUAAACAUGACCCCUUCAAGCGGGGUUUCUUCUGCAACGAUGAGUCCAUCAGAUACCCCUUAAAGGAGGAAACCAUACCCUACCAACUGCUUGGAGGAGUCAUGAUUCCCUUCACUCUCAUAGUUCUCAUCUGUGGUGAGUUUAUGUCCGUUUACCUAUCUCGCAUCAAGAAUCGCCCCUUGGGAAAGAAGUAUUUGUUGUGCAUCUACAAAACGCUGGGGAGUUGCGUGUUUGGAGCUACUGCCAGCCAGUCUCUGACUGACAUCACCAAAUACUCCAUCGGCCGACUGCGCCCCCACUUCCUGGCUGUGUGCAAACCAGUGUGGGCUCAGAUCAACUGUAAAACAGGAGAAUAUGUGGAGAACUUCACCUGCACUGGGGAUGAGUUUGAGGUGGCCGAAGCCAGAUUGUCCUUUUCUUCCGGUCAUUCUUCCUUCUCCAUGUACUGCAUGCUGUUCCUUGUUCUAUACCUUCAAGCCAGAAUGAGGUCAAAGUGGACACGGCUUCUACGUCCCUUGCUCCAGUUCUUCCUGACUGCCACUGCAAUAUACGUGGGUCUGACCCGAGUGUCUGACUACAAACACCACUGGAGUGACGUGGUCGCUGGCCUCCUGCAGGGGGGUUCGGUGGCUGUUUUCACUGUGUUCUGCGUCUCCAACUUCUUCUCUCAGCCAGUGGAACCAGUAGUUUCGCAAGAGGAAGAGGCCUCUCACACCAGUUUACAGGAUAACCCCAGCAAUGGUAACCACUACGGCAGCACUGAAUGACUUUGGUGCCUCAAAGACGUUUCUCUGCUCAGCCUCUAGUGCAAAAGGAACUCAAAGUGGACCUAAACCCAUGAAUAAACAGCACGUCUUCUAAAUUGCCUGCUGCGCGUUGGGAAGAAUGUCCUCUGCCAGCUUUGAUUACAUGGUGCCAUUCUUUGCAGCACGAAGGCUUUAGCUGCUACCUGGUGUAGCUUCAACUACAGAGACAAAUGAUCUGCGAUGUUUACUUGUAGCAAAUACUUGUCUGAUUUGACUCCUUGAAUGAAUAUUCCUUUUUUUUUUAAAAGAUAAUGAGCCUCUGUAUCCAUGCUGCAAGCUGGCUUGUAGAGGUUUGGUUGUACCUUUGCUUAAGGAAACUGGGAAUGUCUUAUAAACAAGGUCUGAGAUUUUAAAAAUAAUAUAUUUUAUAUUGAUUUUUGCCUUAGAUCUAUGCUGCUGCCUGAUGUCAGCUUCUUCCCAGAUGUAAUUGUAUAUGUGAAAUACAAUCAUAUUUUGUUUUUUUUGCCAGGCAGUGAGUCUGAAAG